AUGUCGAUACCCGGACGGGAUUCGACCAGCCAGCCAUCUUCAUCCAAAAUACGGAAGUGUGUUAGUUGUCUGAAGGAAGUUCUGACGCCAGACAGACCAAUUUAUCAUUUACCUUGUCUUCAUUCCUUGUGUUUUCGGUGCAGAGGUAUGUUAGCUUUGCCAUUAGUUUUAUUAAUACCUCCUUAUAGAUGCGCAAAGAUCCAAUCUUGAAAAGAGCUUGCAUUGUACGGUCUGUAACCAACAAUUCUCUGCUGACGUCGUUUACGACGAAUUCAUUCCCGAUCCGAAAAGGACGUAAGUUUUUUUUAUCUAUUGGUUAUUUUGAAUUUUAGGAAAUGCAUGUCGUCAAAUUGUACAAAUCUCGAUUUACAAAAGAUUUCCCAUUAUUGCGUUACUUGUAAAAUCUACAUGUGUGCUUGGUGUAUAAAAAGUCAUAACCGGGAGCAUCUUAUCCGAGAGGUACGUGUUACCUCUGGCUGUAUUUCUAUCUGCUUCAUCGAGCUUAAUUUAUCUAUUUUAGUCGAAGCCUUAUGUUCCUUUAAUAUCAAGAUGCGUCAAUCUCCUACAUCAAGACAGAAUGGCGAACUUUGUGUGUUCUUGCGGGGCUGUAAGUCUGAAGUAGUUUAUUUCUGACUUUCUUUUACAGAGAAUAUGUACGGAUUGCCUGGAAGGGCACAGAUCUAAUUGCCGAAAAGGAAAUGCAAUUGGAACGUUCGCUGAACUGAACACAAAAGCAAUCAAUUGUUUAAGGCCGCUAAUUGAGAAUGACAAGAAAAGUUUAGAGUAUUAUCAUAACCUGUAAGUGUUAUUUUUUAUUCUUUUAUCUGGUUUAAGACUUCAAAACCUGCAAAUAAAACGGCGGAUGGUAAUGACAGAGUUCCACAAUUCGAGAACUCAAUUAGCAUUUGAUUGUCAAAGAAUGGUGUCCUUGAUGAUUCAACGGUUCCAAGAUCUCGCUGAUUCUUUGGAAAUGUCUCAGAAUCAAUAUAUGUCUCAUUUUAAGAAGGUUGAGGCUGAUAUUGCAGAAGAAACUAACAGAGUUGCUACAAUAAAUAACCUCGAGAAGAAGAUUACUACUCUCAAGGCACAAGAUGUUAUCCCGUUUGCGUCUUUCAUAAAACACGCCUCUACGAAUGCCGAGAGAAGAAGUAAGUAUAGCAGGAUCAACAUCGACAACAUCUUGCCUCUUCCAUCUGUCCGGAUCGAUCUUUCGCACAGUCCCCAGUCCAGUAACCUUGUUCAAUUCCUUAGUGGAUAUGGUUCUAUUGUCGUGAACAAUAUUCGACAGGUAUGUGCUGUGCUUUUACAACCGUAUUUUUCUUAAUUUAGACCGUUCGGUCCAGUUUCGAUAAACCUUUGACUUUUGUACUUCCACCCAAACUUAAUCCUGCUGAAAUGGGGCACCAAUCAGAAAUGGGACUUCGACUUUUUAAUGGCCGAGAAUACGAAAAGGUAGACAAGGAGAAGUUCAGACGUUUGAUAAAACCUUUGGCUGAUGAUGAAUUGCGAGAAAGAUGUGUUCAGUUGGAAUCAGAGCUUGAUUAUUACCGAAGACUAACGCGUAGUUUGGAACAAAGUUCAAGAAUUACGUCGGAAACAAUAAGGCCGAUUCCAAUCGAAGCGAUAGAGGGCAAUCAACCAUCAUUCCCUCCAUUGCACACAAAUAAUGUAAGUUCAGGAUCAAUAGUACCUUCAUGAUGAAUUCAGAUGGCUGUGCCAGGUCCAUCCACUAGUCGGCAAGCUCCGAUGCCUUUAGAUGGCCGGCUUCGUCAAGCUUAUCCCAAUUUCCGACCAGCAAUGCAACCUCCAAUGAGGCCAAAUGGACUUCAGAUGCGAUCUCCUCAAUUUAUAAAUAGUCCUCAAGGAUUUAUGUUUCCUCCAUCCCCAAAUCAACCAAAUCUACUUCGAAACAGUCACUCUGAGCUGCAGCAAUUAAUGUUUGCAAAUUCACCUGUAUGUUUUUUUUUAUUUUUUAUUCUUGUUUAAGGCAAGCAAUACCCCAUCGGCAGAUAUAGUUACCAUUACAUUGGAAGACGAAAGACCCCGAAAUACACAAUCAAAUGAAGUAAUAUCCGGUACACAAAACGGAAACACCUCAGACAAGGUUAAAUCAUCGUGUUUGAUGAAAAAAGAAGGGAUUAAUGAGAAAUUAGAAAACAGCCAAGAGAGCGAAAGGUCUAAUCUUCGGCGUUCAAAGUCUGUGGUGAAUUCAGGCAACGAUUUGACCGACCAAACACAGACAUCUAAUUCUGCUCCAAAUUCCAAUGUCAGAAUUGGUGAAAACAGUCCUAUUCAUAGGCUACGAGAGAAGUCACACGAUAGUCAUAUGUCAGAUAAAAGUGGAACUUCCGCUGGACGAUAUAGAGCUGUUCCCGACACUUCUGGUGGCCUUAAAAUAAGAAUCAGAAGAGAAGAAGUGGAGCCAACGCCUGUGAUCGAACCCUUUAUAGAUGAUGAAGGAGAAACGAGCAGGAAAGCGGCUGUUCCGGAUGCUCCUCAAGAUGAAUGGGAUGACUAUUGUUACAGUUGUAAUGAAGGUUGUGAUGAUAUCUCUGGCGAACUUGGCUGCUGUUCGACUUGUCCGAGGGUAUUUCAUCAAUUCUGCCAUAUUCCCCGGUGCUCUGCUCCAAUGGCACAACUGCCCGAUGACUGGCGUUGUUCCAUGUGUCAACCGAUGUUGCCCAUCACGGAAAGGCAGGAUAGAAUGACUCCCAACAUUAAACUGGUCUGUUCGUAUCUUCACAUUUCUUUCUAGGUUUUUAUUCGCUUGUGUUAUUACAAUGCUUAUAGGCGUGCUCAAAAGUAAUGUUGGCCUGUCUCGACGAUUCCCAACAGUCAGAUCCAUUCCGGAAACCAGUUGACAAGAAGUUCCAAGAAUAUUACAGUGUUAUUUCGAGGCCUAUGGAUUUAACGACCGUCAAUUCUAAACUCUCGGGUGGAGAAUAUGCAAAUACGACGGGAUUCAUUGCCGAUAUGAACCAAAUAUUUAUAAAUUGCUCAACUUUUAAUUCCGUAAGUCCAAAGUUUGGAUACAUUUAUAUGUGCCCCAUAAGGUUGUCUAUGUAUAGCUAUUUUUUAGCCUGACAAUCCAUUGGCCAAAUGUGGGAUAAACGUGUACAAGAAAUACGUGGAAGCAGUCAAGAAGUACUUGCCGGCUUAUGUAAGCUCGGUAUGGAUGUAUGUGUGCCUUUACAAGAACGACGAACCGGCUAUGAAGAAAAGGAGAAGGAAUUAG
Molecule: messenger RNA, 3235 nt
Organism: Bursaphelenchus xylophilus (pine wood nematode)
Lineage: Eukaryota; Metazoa; Nematoda; Chromadorea; Rhabditida; Aphelenchoididae
Source: the annotation of a GenBank genome assembly